AACGACUUAUUUUAAAAAGCAGUGAAAAACACCACAUUCCUUUGGCACAGGAUGAACACCAGCUUAGCUCUUCAGCCGAUGAUCAUUGUCUAUUGUUCUCCAAACAGUAAACCACUAUUUCACACCGAGAUUGUCCAGCUGCACUUAUAUCCAACUCUCCGGCUCCUCAUGAAUAUGAAGUAAGGGGCUGUGACCCAGAAAGUGGUUCCCAGCAGGGCAAAAUGGGGUCUCGGAAGUGCGGAGGCUGCUUAAGUGGUCUACUGAUUCCACUGGCACUUUGGAGUAUAACUGUUAAUAUAUUAUUGUAUUUCCCAAAUGGGCAAGCUUCCUACGCGUCCGGCAAUAAACUCACCAACUACGUGUGGUACUUUGAAGGAAUCUGUUUCUCAGGUGUCAUGAUGCUUAUAGUAGCAGCAGCUCUUCUUGUGUUGGAGAGUGAAAACAACCCUAAAUGUUGUCAGAGUGAAAACUGCGGCAAAAAGUACAUGACAUUGCUGUCGAUGAUCUUUUCUGCCCUUGGAAUUGCUUUCUCUGGAUACUGCCUGGUCAUAUCUGCUUUGGGCCUUGUCCAGGGCCCAUACUGUCGCACUCUCAACGGCUGGGAGUACGCCUUUGAAGGCACCGCUGGACGUUUCCUUACAGAUUCUAGCACAUGGAUUCAGUGCCUGGAACCUGUACGUGUAGUGGAGUGGAACAUCAUUUUAUUUUCCAUUCUAAUAACCCUCAGUGGGCUUCAAGUGAUGGUCUGCCUCAUCAGAGUAGUCAUUCAACUAUCCAAGAUGCUGUGUGGAACCUACUCAGUCAUCAUCCAGCCUGGAGUCAUUUGAAUAUGGACAAGAAUGUCAAGUAAUAUGUUAUCAGGAUCUUCAGAAAUAUUUAUACCCCUUCAUCAAACAAAUCCAUUCCAAGAAUCUCUACUAUGGAAAUAAAUAUGAAUAUAGGAUAAGACUUCAUGCAAAUACAUACACUGCACAUUGUUCAAUAAAUUCCAGAAUGUUAGAAAUAUCCAAAAAAUCUUGCUU
This is a messenger RNA of Trichechus manatus latirostris (Florida manatee), 1022 nucleotides long. RefSeq names its product transmembrane 4 L six family member 18 (gene TM4SF18). Lineage: Eukaryota; Metazoa; Chordata; Mammalia; Sirenia; Trichechidae. The coding region runs from base 222 to 827 and encodes 201 amino acids. Gene Ontology annotation, cellular component: membrane. The transcript is spliced from 6 exons. The record is from RefSeq and is a predicted model, not a curated record.